Molecule: messenger RNA, 930 nt
Organism: Clunio marinus
Lineage: Eukaryota; Metazoa; Arthropoda; Insecta; Diptera; Chironomidae
Source: the annotation of a GenBank genome assembly
AUUGUUAAUCGAGAGCUCAGCUAAAGAAGUCAAGUUAAUUGAAUAAAGAUUUAUUACAGCAAUUAUAAAAGCUUUGAGAAUUUUCACAUUCUUAAAAUUUAUUCAAAGGUUUUUCAUUAAAAAUCAAUUAAAAAAAUGUCUUUUGAAUUUUUUCGUGAUUCUGAAACUCGUGCUGAGUAUAAUUUUAAUCAUGAAUCAAAGCUUACAAAUUCAUCAGCAAUUAAUUCAAAUUUAUCAAAAUUAACGUCACCCAAUUCACCUCCUUUGCAACCAAAGAACAAAAUGAGAUUUUCUAAUUCAACCAUAGAAGUUCGCAGUAUUCCAUCAAAAAGUCAAAUUAACGUAGCAAAUCUGAGUGGAAUUAAGCAUGGAAUGUGCAAGGAAAAGCCGACAUCUGAGAAUGAAGGAAAUGCCUAUGAUGACUGGAUGAAAUCUUUAUCACUACGAGAUCAAUUUAAAAAGGAAAUGGCUUUACAGCAGCAAGAAAAUGAUAUUGCAAGACGUGAAGCUGAACUGGAAAGAAAAUUUGCAUCUUCAGAUGUCGUCAGUCAAUGGCUAAACACCAAGAAGAAUGAAAUUGGAAUGAAGAAUUAUAAUCUGAUGAAAUUAAGAGCAGAAGCUGAAGCUAAGAUUGAAAAGGAAGUGAAGCCCAAAGAAUACAAAAAGAAUUUGUCUUUCGAUGAUUGGUUGAAGAUGAAGAAGCAACAAGAAGAUCAAACAAAGUCGAAAGAAAAAGAUUCGAAGACUCAGAAAAAUGUCUUUGAAAAAUGCUUCAUGUCGUCAUAUGACAAAUGGAUCAGCAAGCCAUUAAAAUCACGAUCAGAGUGCACCAUGCAAAAAUCUUUUUAUGCAGCAGCUAACAAAAUUAAAUAUCAAGAUUAUGAUGACUGGGAUGCAAUUCCCUAUCAAAACAUUGAAAAUUGGGAUUAG